Molecule: messenger RNA, 477 nt
Organism: Rotaria socialis
Lineage: Eukaryota; Metazoa; Rotifera; Eurotatoria; Philodinida; Philodinidae
Source: the annotation of a GenBank genome assembly
AUGCUGCUAUUCACAUCUUCGGAACGCGGUCAACUUAUACUAAAUUACAAUUCUCACCAAUACACAAAGAAGCGUGUACGAAAGACGAGCAACGAGUACCAUUAUCGAGAUCGUGGUUUUACUAGCACGCUUUCUCUUUGUACAGUCGAUGCAAAAGUUCUUCGCGAGCCCUCUACUCAUACUUGUCAACAAUCAGCGUCUUCCGGCAAAUCUCUAGUCGACGAAGCAGUUGGUAAUAUGAAAAAAUGUGCACCAGUGGAGACCACGCCGAUCCCCAAAAUCUAUACACAAGAAAUCGUUAAAGCUCGUAUCAGUCAUCUCGGUAUAGCAACUGGUCUAUUCUUUCCUACAUUUGAGAAUGUUGAUGCUUCACUGUAUCGAAGUCGAUCGAAGAACUAUCCAUCGUUACCGAAGCCAUUGGCCGAUCUCGUUCUUCCAGACGUUUGGCGACUUGCCAAGCACGGAGAACCACGUUGA